CUGGGGAUUUUAUCGAAGGUUGAAGGUGGACUGAUUAAUCUGCUCAUCUACUGUUAGCGUGAAAGGAACCCAAGCAAACAGAACGUCAGGUGCCUUUCUCUUCCCUGUCAGGCCUAAGAUAUCCUUCGCAGGUCAUUCAAAGCAUUAACAAAUGUCGACCGAGACGAGCGACAACAAUCACGGAAUGCAGACUGAUUACGCGAUAAACUUGUCGGAACGAAAAUAACGAAAGCGCAAGCGCCGGUGGUCGCGCAUCUGGCACCCGAGCACAGGCUGGCGAAGGGCAGGGCACCUCAGCUCACCUUAGUCCUGGCUCGCUCUCCAGCAGUGUAGCGUCCGGUCGCGGUCAGUGUUAACACCUCGCUCCCUUCCCUCGUCGCUCCUUCUUUCGCCUCGACCUUCGCACUUAUGAAGCCCGAGGGAAAUUUCAUGUUGCUUGUUGUGUGUGUCUGUGCCACUGCCUACGUCGUCCACGGAGUACUCGCGACGGAGCGCAGCAGAGUGCCAUGCAGUACGUCGUGCUCCAUUCAGAGUGACCAGGGAUUGGUGAGAAGCGGCGACGUCUGCAACUUCAAGUAUUAUCCAAAGGGAGGAUGCCUCGUCACGGCGGGGUCGCCCGGCGGCGCAGACAGCGGGGGGACGAGAGAGCCCCCGGACCCCCCCGCCGCGGCGCCGCCCCCGCGCAGGCCGGGCGCGGCGGGCCCCCUCCCGCGCCUCCAGCUCAGCGUGUGGCCCCUAAACGCCCUCAACGCUGCCGUCGACUUCACCAUCCCCGUCAACCACUGUAGAAUGGUGAUGGUGGUCAUCGACGGCGUGACGACGGGCGGCGAGCGGCGCUGCGUCACGGUGGAGUUCAGCCAACGCCCCGGCUGGCGCGCCUUCACCCUGCGAGCGUCGUGCCUUACCCUGCCCCACGGCCGCUACAACCUCACCGUCCUCACCACGUCCCCGUCGGAUCCUUCGUCUGCCUCCUCCUCCUCCUCCUCCCCUUCCCCCCUCUCCUCCUCGCGACCGCAGCUCCUUGACCCUGAGGCCAGAGCUAGCCCCGGGGACAACGAGCUGGCCGAUCCGUCAAGUGAUCCGUCAAGGCGAGUGGAUGACUUGACAACCCGUGAUCGUCUUGCGGUCAUCGCGCGCCACAGCUUCGCCCUGCCGUACACGGACCGCUACAGCGCCCUCGGCCGCUCCACACGGCACCGGAGCAAGCGGGUGGGCAAGAGGACCCAGCUGAGCACCGAGGACUUGUUCCUGGGCCCCCCCGCCACCUCCGGACCCGCCGCCUGCCCCUGCUACCACUGCCUGGAGCCCAACCACACUUACCACACCGAAACGGCCUUCCUUCAGUUCUCCUUCACCGUCAACACCUCGGAGGCCUGUUGUGCCAACUGCUCCAGGAUGAACUUAGUGCUUUACCAGUACGUUAAUAUGGACAGCGCUCUCAUGUGCUACUCCCUGAAUUUCACCCCACAAGUCGUGAGUGGACUGAGACUGGUCAACACUGACAAGAACAUCACGCAGGGCCCCGUGGACUACCCCAACAUCGGCACGGGCUGCUACGCGUUCCGUCUCCGCCCGUCUGUCAACCCGAGCCCCAUCUACCACGGGUUCCUGUGGCUCAAGGCGAAGGUUAACGUCACCAACAUGGACGACUGGAAUACCACGUUCUUCCUACAGCCUGAUCACGAACGUGGCAGCCUGGAGAUUCGCUGGACAGCUCCCUCGUACCCAUUUAACUUCUCCAGCUACGGCCUUCAACUCUGGCACAACGAGAAUACCAGCAUCACGUGUCGAGGGGAGACUAUUUACAAGGGCCCGAUUGUCGUCAUGCCCAAAAAUGAGAAGAUCUACCUUACGUCGACCAACUACACCUUCUACAACCUCAGUAAAGGCUGGUACUGCGUUCGCGUGACCCCCAUCGACGACCGCUGUCCUCCCGACGGCUGCCAACCACGCUCCAGCCUCGCCAAGCAACUCCUAGACGUGGUGAACGGCAGGCCGGAGAAGGCGCCCAAGAGCAUAACCCCGGGCGUGCUGGGGGCGGGGGCGGCGAUCCUCCUCGCGGGCGUUCUCCUGGCGUGUCUCGUUAUCCGGUGUCGGUCCUCCAGGGGUGUCUUCGGCGUCUCCUACACGAAAGUCCACGUGGGCAAGAAGCUGAACGAGGGCGGAGUCGUGCUGCUGGUGUGGACGAAGACGGGCCCGUAUGGGGACCACCUCGCCCCUGUCAUCCUGGCUUUUAAGAAGACCUUGGUGUCCUAUUGCAAGUUUAAGGUGUACGACUACUUAGACUUGAUGUCCCUCCCAUCAGAGCAUCGCCAGCACCUCCUGGCCUCGCCCGCUGCCUGGCUCGACACAAUCCUUGCUCAGCACAAUAUCAAGAUAAUCAUCGUGGGCAGCGAGGGGGCGCGGCAGAGGCAGCUGGAGGGCAUCUGCGGUGGCGGCGGAGGCAGACACAAUACCUCCUGCGAGCGGGAGGACCCUCUUGACGUGAUCCUCUUCCCAUACCUUCUGCGUCGCCUGCAGGACAGACCGGAUUUAGCUGGGGACUACUCGCGGGUCUUCCACGUCAGGUUUUCCGACGUGUGCAGCGAGAAGGGCGAGCUGGAGGGCGUCGUGUCGUGGACCAGAUUCCGCCUUCCAGAGCAUCUGCGGAGCCUCACGCUUUCUUUACACGGCAUCUCGGAAGAAGCCGGCUGCGACCUGGAGGAGCCGCCCGCAGACCUCGUCGCCGAAAUGAACUCCGCCAUGGCCGGCCACCCGAUGCAUCGCGCCUCCAGGAGCCAUCAUCCCAACAGCCACCUCGCCAAGGACGCCCACACCACCGCGGUGCCAGUGCCGCCCCUGCCCACGCCGCCCAGCUCCGAGGCCAGCUGCGACGGGCACUCGUCGGACGCAGGCCCGGAUCCGCCGGACGCGCCCCUGGACGACUGCGCGGACCGGCUGGGGAAGUUAUAGGCGCGCGCAGGGGGGGAGAUCCUCCGGCGGCGCGCUCGGGUGUCGCCGAUUCCACAUUCCAUGGUGCGCGUGCGGUGUGAAUGAGGAUUAGAUGUUAUUUAAGUCACCGAACUGUCCCUUAAAGAAUUAAUACAUGAGAUACGUGAGAUAAAUUCUAUUUAUGUUGAUGUGUAUAUAUAUAUAGAGGUGUGCCUGUUGGUGUGUAUGACCUUAUGUGUGUGUUUGAGCUCACACACACACACACACACACACACACACACACACACACACACACACACACACACAC
This is a messenger RNA of Penaeus chinensis, 3238 nucleotides long. RefSeq lists its product as uncharacterized. The record is from RefSeq and is a predicted model, not a curated record. NCBI's taxonomy places the organism in Eukaryota, Metazoa, Arthropoda, Malacostraca, Decapoda, Penaeidae. The coding region runs from base 409 to 2952 and encodes 847 amino acids. The transcript is spliced from 15 exons.